GAGCAGAUAAAAACCAUGGCACUUAGCUUACAAGCCCAUCUUCCUUUAAGGGCCGGGAAGAGAGAUUUCUUCCCCUUUGAUCACUAUUUACCUCCACCACAUGAGCCUGAAGAAGCAAAACAACACUUUAUUUUGCAAAAUUAUUCGAGGACGUUGAUAGCUACGAGCUCAGGGUCAUUUACCGCAAAACAAGGCGUAGAUUUCUUCACGGCCAAACUAAACCACAGGCCGUGCCCUCCUCAGCCGCCCGUCCCUCAGAGCUCUGGGAGCGGGAAGCUCCAGAUCCCGCCCGUCCCUCAGAGUUCUGGGGGCGGGAAAACUCCUGGUUCCGCCCGUCCCUCAGAACCCGGGGGGCAGCAAAGCUCCAGAUUCCGCCCCUCCCUCAGAACCCUGGAGGCGGGAAAAGCUCCCGAUCCCUCCCGUUCCUCAGAGUCCUGGGGGCAGCAAAGCUCCUGGUCCCACCCGUCCCUCAGAGCCCGAGGGGCGGGGAAGCUCCUGCUCCCGCCUCCUCAGGGGCGGUGCGGGCGGGACCGGUACCGGUGCCGUCACUUCCUGGGCCGGAAGGUUCCAGAGGUUCCACGGGGAGCCGCCAUGGCCGUGGCGCGGGAGGAGUUGCAGAAAGAUUUGGAAGAGCUUAAAGAACUGCUUACGAAUGCCACUAGGAAGCGGGUGCGUGAUGUCCUUGUGGCAGAGAAACAAAAGCUGGAGCUGGAAAUCAAGAAUCAGCCUCUGCCGAAGCCAAAAGAUGUGGUGGAGGAAGAAAAAUCAUCGCUGGGAGGGUACACAGUGAAAAUAAACAAUUAUGGUUGGGAUCAGUCAGAAAAGUUUGUUAAGAUUUACAUCUCUUUAAAUGGUGUCCAGAAACUUCCAGCUGAGAAUGUGCAGGUGAAUUUCACAGAGAGGUCAUUUGAUCUUCUGGUGAGGAAUCUGAAUGGGAAGAACUACACCAUGACCUUCAACAACCUCCUGAAGCCCAUCUCUGUGGAAGGCAGCUCUAGAAAGAUAAAGACAGACAUGGUCCUUGUGAUGUGUAAGAAGAAGCGGGAGGAAAAAUGGGAUUGUCUCACUCAAGUGGAAAAAGAAAGCAAAGAGAAAGAGAAGGCUGCCUAUGACACCGCAGAUCCUAGUGAAGGGCUAAUGAACAUUUUAAAAAAGAUGUAUGCGGAAGGGGACGAUGAGAUGAAGCGCACCAUCAAUAAGGCCUGGGUUGAAAGCAGAGAAAAGCAGUACAAAGGGGACAUACCAAUGGAUAUCUGAAAGUACUCUAAGGGCCGCCUUAAAACUGAUCUUCCAUGUGAGACAUGCUGUGCUGCAAAGAUCAUCGUUUACAUAACCUUCUUCCAAGCAAAGACAGUCAUUUUCCAUUUCAGGUUGGAGAAAAUAUUUAAAUAAAAUAGCUUAUAAAGCA
Poecile atricapillus (Black-capped chickadee) is the source of this 1408-nucleotide messenger RNA. RefSeq names its product calcyclin binding protein (gene CACYBP). Gene Ontology annotation, biological process: heart development. The transcript has 6 exons. Gene Ontology annotation, cellular component: nucleus. Gene Ontology annotation, molecular function: ubiquitin protein ligase binding; tubulin binding; S100 protein binding. Bases 16 to 1257 code for a protein of 413 amino acids. NCBI's taxonomy places the organism in Eukaryota, Metazoa, Chordata, Aves, Passeriformes, Paridae. The record is from RefSeq and is a predicted model, not a curated record.